Molecule: messenger RNA, 4188 nt
Organism: Paramecium tetraurelia
Lineage: Eukaryota; Ciliophora; Oligohymenophorea; Peniculida; Parameciidae
Exons: 3
Biological process (GO): protein phosphorylation
Molecular function (GO): protein kinase activity; ATP binding
Source: RefSeq, a predicted model, not a curated record
AUGGGUGCAGCUUGUGCUAAUGCCAAAAUGAAUUAGACAGUUCCUUUGAUAAAAAUUACGAAUGGAGAAGAUCAGACCGAAAAAAAAUAAGAAGGCCAGUAAUAAUAGCAAAGAAGUACAUCUUCUCGAGAACAAAACAUUACUAAAUUAAGCACACUUUCAAAAUAAGUUUCAAACAUUUCCUCAGACGGAGUGCCAGUUAGAAAGUAAACAACUUCGCGGAUGUCCAUUUCAGGCGAGGAUAGAGAGAAGAAACCGAAGGUUCAAGGGAAAAACCAAGGCCAAGAGUAAUUGCUAAAACAAAGAGAAUUUAUACUCGAGAAAUUCCUGAAUGAUAUUCAAUUGUUGGACAAGCAGUUAAUGUCAGACGUCAUUCAGAUGUUGAGAUUCUUCUUGUCUCAUUUGGAAUAAUCCAACAUCUAUUGGACCAAAGUCUGGUUAAUCAACAAAAAUGAUUACAGCAUCGUCGUGGGAUUCACCAACAACAUAGGCGAAUCCAGAAAAAUAAGAAUCUUGUACACCAAGCAAAUCGAAUUAGUGGCUAAUCUACUGGACAACUAUUUGUUUUUCUAACAAUUCGCAAGUUAUAAAAUACACGAUUUCAGUUUCAGAUUGAACAAAAAACACAAUAACUUCUACGUCUUUUCUGAAUAAGAAUAUUGCGAUGUGUCUUUAGAGAAUAUUUAAUUGUAACCCGAAGAUAUCCAACCCUUAUUGGAGUAUCUCCUAAACACUAUAUAAUAUAUGCAUCAAAAUUUCUAUGUUCAUUCAGGAAUUAAGCCAUCCAACGUCUACAUGAUUUAUCAUAAAUAAAAGGUAUUUAAAUUAGACUUGAGUUUUUCCGCUUUCAGAUUCUCGAGAAGACUCAUCAAAAAUAAAAUCAAAGAUUUCAGAGCCAAUCUAGUCAAUGACUUAGAAGAUAUUGCUAUCCUUAUUAUCAAUUCCUUCUACAAAGGCUCGGAAAUUAGAUAACAAUUAAAACAAAAGAACAUUGAUUUUGCCAACAUCAUUGAGUCCCUCUAUCAGAAAUAAAAGAAUGUCAUCGAAUCCUACAUCAAAGAUAUUAUCCUAUUACUCUACAGGAAUAGAUAAUAUCUCUAUGAUCUCAAAGCAACCGAUUACGUUCAAUUACUGAAAUGCCAUUCCACCCCUGAAUUGAAAGAUCUCAUCCAAGAUACCCCUAGCACCAGUAAUAAUAAUAAUAAUAAUUCUAACACUCAUACCAAGAACGUACUAUUUGAAUACUCCAAUAAUAAAGUGGUCUUUUAUCAUUUGACAUCCACUAGAAACCAAAAGUCAUAUACUUAAUAUGAAUUGGUUGAUCAAAAUGGAUAAUAGAUCAAUAUUAUUAAAGGAAGUGCUUACAUAUAGGAUAAUAAAUUUUAUUUCGCAUAUGAAAACAUGAUUGGCAUGAUAUCCAUUAAGCUCAGUUCGGAAUAGCUUGAAGAUACCUUAGAGAUGUUGCAGAUAUCACUCAGAUAAUACUUGGCAACAAAAGAAUAGUAAAAGAAAGAGAGAAUCGAUUCUGCUUAAAAGAAUUACCAACUGCAAUUAUAAAUCAAUCAACAUAGUCCUACAACUUAGAUUGAAGACUAAUUCAAAUUCAGAGAUACUGCUCAGACUUAAAAAUAACCUAAUAAGAAUUUCCAUGAUAGAAUUUACUUUACUCCCUAAAAUUUAUAAGAAAUAUUCAGUAUUAUUGAUGUUGAAUAACGAAAUUACAUCACAGCCUAAUAAUUCUAUGAUUUCCUACAAUAAUAAACUGAUUCCAUCGACAACUCACUGCUUUAACAACUAUUGUUUGAUAAGAUAUAAGAAAUCGUACUCUUCUUCUCUGAUAAGAAUUUGACUUUUCAUGAAUUCCUCUAAAUAUUUUCGUUUAGAUCAAAAUAACAAUUGCCCAUCUACAAGAAGAUCGUUAAACCUUUGAAAUAGGCUUAAAAUGUAAAAUCGUUUACGAUUAUUAACAAUACUGUUCAUUAUUAUGAUGGUCAACAUUUAUAUAAUGAUGACAACCAAAUCGAAAUAGAAUACGACCUUAAAUAUCUUACCUGUAAUCAAAACCAAUUAUUAAUUAUCGGCAUCCAAGAUGGUUGUCUAUUAAUAAAUACCUAAUACAAUUCUAUACAGACAGAUGUGAAAAUCAUGUCUGAGUUUGGAUUUUACAAAUUCAAUGAUCUUUACUUCAUUACACAACAAAAUGAACUUAUCUUGUAUUCCCUAAAACAAAAAAGAAGUGUAAAACUCAAUAUCAAUGGGAUCUCAUCAUCUUGCAAUUUAAUUUAUCAUAAAUAUUUUAUCCUCUAUUUAAAUGAUUAGAAUGUUUACAGAAUAUUUUUAUCCUAUGAUAAAUGGUGUAUAACAUCUUUCAAUGUAUUCGAAGUCUUAUUUGAACAUGGAAGGUUAGAUUAAAAAAUCAAAUUGAAGUAAAUAAGCACCAAACAAAAUUCCAGUGAUGAAUUGAUUGGAGUGUAUUCCAUCAAUAAGGUUCAUUAUCCUAUUACAAAUCAAACUCCAUCAUUGUUCAGAAUCCUAUCGGUUUCAAAAGAACAAUAAAACUAUAUCCUUAUCUAAAGAAUUGUACAUGUCGAAUUUGAAUCAUUUGAUGAAUGCUAUUAGGUAUGUAAAUAUUUGGAUCCCUAUUUAUUGGAUUUCUUUUUGAGCAUGGAAUAAUACGAUGGAAAAUUGAGAUUAAAUUAUAUUAUAGAAAAUUGUGAGCUCAUUUAAAAAGAAGACUGUAAUUUUAAUUUAAUCAAGAGAUGUGUUAAGAAAUUAAAUGAAUUAAGAUCCCAUGAUAUCUUUGUUUAGGAUAUGCACCCUAAUAAUGUAUUUAUUACUCCAAAUUCAGUUAUUUUUGCUUCUCUUAUAUACAAGACCAAUAUUCCUAGUAUUUAUUAAGAAAAGUCUGUACCCUUUAUGUCCUCAUUAGAAUAUAUGGAACCUAAGUCAUUUUUGGCAUUUACCUAAAAUUUGACAUAAAAUUAGAUCUUUAUUAAUCCCAGUAAGGCUAAUAUUUACAGUUUAGGAUUAAUAUUUUUAAGGCUACUAUCAAAUUAUCAAAUUAAAAAUACUAAAGAAUAAUAAUUUUAUUUGAUGGAAAUAAAUUUGGCUCUUUAAUAAUUUUAAUUCCCUAAUUUAAAACCAUUACUUGAAGAAAUGCUAAAAGAGAAUGAAGAAUAAAGAUAUGAUUCUUAUUAAUUAAUAUAAUUUAUUAGAAAAUAUUAAAAAUUAAAUUAAAAAGAAUUGUUCUUUAUUUCACAACCAUUAUAAUUAUUAGAAUAAUAACAAUAAGCUUUAUAUGGGUAUUAAAACAACACAAUUUAUUAGUAUCAGCAAGUAUUUAAAAUUUACAUGAACAUUUUAUCCACUAAUUUGUAAGUCUUAUGCGUUUAAUCGAAUGAUGAAGGAUAAUUAAUUCUAUUAGUUAAAUCAUUAAAUUAAAAAACAUACAAAUAUUUGUUGCUAUACAUAACCUUAUCCUUGAAUCAAUACGAAUAGUAGCAACAACAUUCAACCUUAAUCUUUGAAGAAUUAGUCAACUUCCAAAAAUUUGCAGAAGAAGAUUAAGAUGAAUAUGACAACAACCAAUUAUAAAUUAUACAACAGAAUUGUUAACAUAUCUAAUCACCUCAUGUGGUUACAAAAGAAGUGUAAGUUCCAAUAUUUGAUUUACAAAAUGUUAAUGAAUGUACAUAUUUGAUAAAUGGAGAAGAACUUUACUUUUUUGGAUUUGGAAUUACCAAUGAAAUAAGGCGAGUUGGAUCCAGAGAUUGCUUUGUAUAUAUGCCUAAAAGAAACUUAUUCAAAAAAGUUGGGUAUAGAACGACUUAUUAUGAAGCUUAAGCCUUAGAUUUUGGAGAAUAUUGGUUGCUACUAGAGAAAAAUUCUAAUCAUAAUAAAAUUAGAAUUCAGUCAAUCACAAAGGCUUAAUUUUAAUGCACUGAAAGAUUAAUCAAAUUAAAAAAUAGUGAAAAAGUAUUUUAUUUUAAAUACUUACAAAAUGUUAUCGCCAUCUCAAAUAACUUGUGUUGGUAUAUCAAUAUCGAAUCAUUUAAAGCAUUUGAAAUAUCAUGUGAUAAUAUACCCUAAUCAAUAAUCUCAAUGCAAAACACCUAAAAUAAUACAAUCUUAACAUAGGAUGGAGUAUCAACAUUGUAAUUUGAUGGUAAUGUGUUAAAAAUAUAUUGA